AUGGCUCUAUCAUGGAAUAUUCGAAUCAGGCGCAGGUCAUGGUUUAGAUUCAUCUUACCGAUUAUCGUGCUCGGUUUACUGUGCUACGGUACGUGGGCUUACUGCCAUAAACUAUGUUACGAGCAAGUCGACAAACGACUUCGUCAGAAAUCAGUUUCGGUUGGUCUUAUUUGUGCGGUAUGCUUCCUAGACGUAGUCGUGAUUUUCAUAUGGCUUCAAAUAGUUAUCUUGGUCGGUCCAGGUACCCAACCGCACGUAGCACCUUUUUUGAUCCUUCCUAUAGCCUCUGAAGAGAAGACUAGCAACACUUCUCAAAACACUUCAGUGGAAUACGAUGCUGUGGUUCCGCCUAAGUGUUAUCAGUCUGAUCCUCACGGAUACCCAAUAUGGUGCAGUGAAUGUCAAAGUCUGAAAAUGGAACGAACGCAUCAUUCUUCAGAACUAGGCCACUGCAUUCCUCGCUUUGAUCAUUACUGCAUGUGGAUAGGGACUGUUAUUGGUAGAGACAAUUAUAGACUCUUUGUGCAGUUUGCUGCUUAUUUUUCAACACUUUUACUUAUCAUGUGGGUGUCUAUUUGCGUUUACAUAAGAAUUAUUACUCAACACAAUCAUAAUUAUAGCCCCAAUUUAAACGCAAAUAUAAUUUCAACGUUAGUGUUUGCCAUCCUUGGAUGGUUAUUAACCGCAAGUUUGUUGGCAUCGAGUAUUUUUUACAUGAGUCAAAACAAGACGUCUUUGGAGGCUAUCAUAGAUAGCAAAAGGAAAAAAUUUGGAACAAGGAAGAUAUUUUGUUAUUACUCGGAAGCAAACAAGUUGAGGUUUGUGGUAGAGUUCGAUAGAUCUGAAUUUCACUCUUUCUGGGACAAAAAGUCAAUCUUAGCUAAUAUAAAAGACUUUAUGGGUUCUAACAUACUUAUGUGGAUAAUUCCUUUAGGCAAGCCCUAUACAUCUCGAUGCAAAUCUGAUGGCAAAAGCGGUUCAAAAACAACGCUAGUGGAAAUAUUGGGUCCCUAUGAAGAAACUCUUAGUGACUACACCAUUCAGGCCAUUGAGGACAAGAUAUCAAGAGGAGAAUAUCUGGCCACAUUGCGGGCUUCUGGUGACGAUAGUGAUCCUGCUUACUAA
Messenger RNA from Saccharomyces cerevisiae S288C, 1125 nucleotides. It is a transcript of the gene PFA5, whose product is annotated as palmitoyltransferase PFA5. The record is from RefSeq and is marked reviewed. Lineage: Eukaryota; Fungi; Ascomycota; Saccharomycetes; Saccharomycetales; Saccharomycetaceae. Gene Ontology annotation, cellular component: membrane. The transcript has a single exon. Gene Ontology annotation, molecular function: palmitoyltransferase activity; protein-cysteine S-palmitoyltransferase activity. Bases 1 to 1125 code for a protein of 374 amino acids.